GCAGUAGGAGAGUGACGAUGGAAGUUCUUGAAUUGCUGGUUGAAGACAUGUUCCUUAUUGGUGAUGCUAUUUCUGAAAAUGUUUGGGAAGAUGAUAGCCUUUUUGCAUUGGAAUUGAAAGACAAACUGCUUCUGGUCCUGGAUUUGCUUGGAGAAACUAUAUUAUAUCACAAGACAAAUAUAAGUGCAGAGCAGCCCGAGGUGAUGUUGGUGCAUCACAGAAUGGCGUUUAUUAGCAUUUCACUCUUUGCUGUUAGAUUGCUGCAAAUACUCCUCCCUGUAGAAAAGGCGAGCAAAGUUUUACAAAAGAGUUUGCUGAAUGCUUUAUUUCUUCUCUCUCUGGACGUGCCCUUCUCCUUGGAACACCCAAGCAUUCAUGAAUCCAUUGCAGCCUAUCUGGAGCAAGCGAGUACUGAGAACUACAGUAUUUAUAAACAAGCUGCGGAAGCUGCGUAUUCGAUCGAAUGCACUUGUAGCUUUAUGAUCGAAGCUCAUAAGAAGGGGGACAAGAAUCUUUCUGAAUUAGUAGAAUUGGCAGAUAAGGCCUUGAGUAGUCUACCCUACCAUCAACACUUUCCCUUGCUUCAGGAAUGCAUUCAUAUAUGCUCAAAUAUUUGGAUGUCUGCCGAGGCUAACUCAUUGCUCCAGGCUGAGGGUCAGAAGGUGCUUCUCCGACUAUUGUCGCAUCCUUCGCUGGAUAUAAAAACUGAAGCCUAUCACUGCUGUUUGGAAGUGGUUAAGGACUGUUUAGGUAUUCAUAAUAUUGCUACGCCUGGGUCUUCAACCUGCCACGGAGUACACUUUCUUCUUCAUCCAAAAGUUUUAUAUGAAAUCUGUACAUUUGGCCUUCAGGAAGAUAAGAAUGAGGUGAACUCCACAGCCAAGGCUAUUCUGAUGCAUCUAUUGCAGGGACGAUUAGUAAUGGAAGUAUUGACUUGGAACAAAUUUAUUGAGGCUCUCUAUCCCGUCAUUCCUGUUUUACAGGGUUAUGCUGACACAAAAGAUACUCUAGGUAACUGUAUCCUCAUUUUGAGUGAAACAACCUCUGACAAAGGAGGAGAGGGUAUUCUCCCUAGAACUACUAGACUACGGGCAGCUCUGCGUCUUCUCUUCUCAAAAAAGCAGUUGGUUCGUUCUAUAGCACUUAAACAUCUAACAUUCCAUCUUUUAAAUGAAGAAGGGGCAAACCUGAAACGCCCGAAUCUGCAUGGUAGUGUACUUUCCAGCAUUUCAAAUUUAUUUAUUAUAGAAAGAACUAUUGAGCUAAAAUUGGAUGAUAAAACAGAGUCGGUAUUGAAGGCAGAAACUGUUGAAAAGCUGUAUGACAUCCUGACUUCAGAUGCUGUUGACCUAGUUUUACGAAAGUCUGCAGCUGAGCAGCUAGCUAUCAUUUUAGAAGAUACCAAAAUGCAUGGCAUUGUGAAAAAAUUGGGUGUAAUAGAAAAGAUUUUGGGCUACCUUAAGGAAUGUGUACAUGUGGAUGGCAAGCUUAUGGAAUCCAUCAUGUUACCAUGUCUAACACUGUUACGCAAACUGGUAUAUGCUGAUCCAGUUGUUCGUCUGUCCCUAGCACAGCAAUCAACUUUACUGCUUUUGUUAUUCAGAGUUUCCCUGAUAUUCCAGACUGAUCGUGCUGUUUUAACUGAAACUGCAGUAUUGCUCUGUCUUCUGCUAUUUGAUGAAGUAGCAAGAAAAGAAACAUGGACUGAUGGCAUAACUGUUGAUGAUACUGGCCCACCUGCCUUUAGUUUACCUGUUGCUGUUGUUAGAAGGUAUCAUCUCCCAGUCAGGAUUACUGCUCAUCAUGUAGUUAGUCCUAAUACUGUCGUGGUGCCGCUGUCUUCUGAGUGCUUGACUAUGAAACCUGUGUCAGAUAUGCUUAAGAUGGCUUGGAAUCUGUCGUGGUACCAUGGGAUCGAAAACCUAUUGCAACUGAUAAAUUAUGAGAAGGAAGCAGAAACAUUUUUAGACUCGCUCAAACUAUCCUCAGAAGACAUUCUUAUACUAAAAAUAACUCACACAAACUGUGGACUGCAGGAUUGUCUGAAUUCAAUCAUUCAGGCAGCAUCUCACAGGGAUGUUAGGACUGCUCUCAUUAGGCUUAGUUUUUACAUUCUGAAUGACAGGCUCGCAUUAAAACACAGUUCUGGGUCUUGUGGAACCACUUUGAAGAGCUUUGUUUGGCAAAAAGCAAUAAACAGGUUUCUGCAAGUGCUUCCAGCUUCUGCGGAGGAUGAGAAGCUUUUAGUAGAUGUCUUAAGAUUUUUAAACAAAUUGCUUAGAGAGCAGAGAUCAAGUUUGGGGUCAGACCAUCUGAAGUGGAUCCUGAAAUCAUUGCUUAAAAAUAAGACAAAAUCCCUUUUGGACCUCCUGGUGCGACCAGAAUCUCAAGUGCAGGAUGAAAUAGAUGAAAUACAGACUGCUGUCAGGCAGCAACUGGAUAAAGAACUCAUUCGUCUCUUUAACACAUUGUUAUUUUGUUCUGUGUCAGUGACUGACAGAGAGGGCUUGGAACUUGCUAGCUCUUUCAGAACCGAGCUGGCUCUGAAGCUGCUACAGUGCUUAAAACUAACAGAUGCACCGCAUUUUUAUGGACUUCCUUCACUUGAGAGAACGUUACGAGGAAUGGUUCAUGUUACUGCACAUCCAGAUUGGAGUACCUAUUCUGCUGAGGUUGAACCUGUCACAAUUUGUAAGAAAUAUUUAACAGGUCUUCUUGAG
Molecule: messenger RNA, 2720 nt
Organism: Eurypyga helias (sunbittern)
Lineage: Eukaryota; Metazoa; Chordata; Aves; Eurypygiformes; Eurypygidae
Product: rotatin-like
Exons: 19
Biological process (GO): ciliary basal body organization; centriole replication; centriole-centriole cohesion
Cellular component (GO): ciliary basal body; centriole; centrosome
Source: RefSeq, a predicted model, not a curated record